Molecule: messenger RNA, 2766 nt
Organism: Budorcas taxicolor (takin)
Lineage: Eukaryota; Metazoa; Chordata; Mammalia; Artiodactyla; Bovidae
Gene: PDE11A
Product: phosphodiesterase 11A
Exons: 20
Coding region: 1-2766 (921 amino acids)
Biological process (GO): signal transduction
Molecular function (GO): protein binding; 3',5'-cyclic-nucleotide phosphodiesterase activity
Source: RefSeq, a predicted model, not a curated record
AUGACGGCCUCCCGCCUGGACUUUGGGGAGGUGGAAACUUUCCUGGACAGGCACCCAGAGUUGUUGGAAGAUUACCUGAUGCGGAAGGGGAAGCAGGAGAUGGUGGAGAAGUGGAUGCAGAGGCACGGGCAGGGUCAGGGGGCGGUGGGCCCGAGGCCCAUCCCGGCCGCCAGCACAAGCGGUGGCCCUGGACCCGACGGCCCUGCCAGCAGCCAGCCCACCCCGGGCGGCGGGGAGUGUAGGGGGGGCCCCAUGGGUCCCAGCUGGGCCAGUGGCAGCCGGGGCGAUGAGAGCCUGCAGCGGAGAGCCUCUCAGAAAGAGCUGAGGAAGAGUUUUGCCCGCUCCAAGGCCAUCCAUGUGAACAGGACCUACGAUGAACAAGUGACCUCCCGGGCCCAGGAGCCCCUGAGCAGUGUGCGGCGGAGGGCGCUCCUCCGGAAGGCCAGCUCCCUGCCCCCCACGACCGCCCACAUUCUCAGUGCCCUGCUGGAAUCUCGGGUGAAUCUGCCUCAGUACCCCCCUACGGCCAUGGACUACAAGUGCCACCUCAAAAAGCAUAACGAGCGACAGUUCUUCCUGGAACUGGUCAAGGAUAUCUCCAAUGACCUUGAUCUUACCAGUCUGAGCUACAAGAUCCUCAUCUUCGUCUGCCUCAUGGUGGACGCAGACCGCUGCUCUCUCUUCCUGGUGGAAGGGGCGGCUGCUGGCAAGAAGAGCCUGGUCUCCAAAUUCUUUGACGUGCAUGCAGGAACCCCACUGCUGCCCUGCAGCAGCACAGAAAACUCAAACGAGGUGCAGGUCCCCUGGGGCAAAGGUAUCAUUGGUUAUGUCGGGGAGCAUGGAGAGACGGUCAACAUUCCUGAUGCCUACCAGGAUCGAAGAUUCAAUGAUGAAAUCGACAAGCUAACUGGGUACAAGACAAAGUCAUUACUGUGCAUGCCUAUCCGAAGCAGUGACGGUGAGAUCAUCGGCGUGGCCCAAGCGAUCAAUAAGAUUCCUGAGGGUGCUCCAUUUACUGAAGAUGAUGAAAAAGUCAUGCAGAUGUAUCUUCCAUUUUGUGGAAUUGCCAUAUCUAACGCUCAGCUCUUUGCUGCCUCAAGGAAAGAAUAUGAAAGAAGCAGGGCUUUGCUAGAGGUGGUUAAUGACCUCUUUGAAGAACAGACUGACCUGGAGAAAAUUGUCAAGAAAAUAAUGCAUCGAGCCCAAACGCUGUUGAAAUGUGAACGCUGUUCUGUUUUACUCCUGGAGGACAUCGAAUCACCAGUGGUGAAGUUUACCAAAUCCUUUGAAUUGAUGUCCCCAAAGUGCAGUGCUGAUGCUGAGAACAGUUUCAAAGAAAGCAUGGAGAAAUCAUCGUACUCUGACUGGCUAAUAAAUAAUAGUGUUGCCGAGCUGGUGGCUUCCACGGGCCUUCCAGUGAACAUCAGUGAUGCCUACCAGGAUCCCCGCUUUGAUGCCGAGGCUGACCAGAUAUCUGGUUUUCACAUAAGAUCGGUUCUCUGCGUACCUAUUUGGAAUAGCAACCACCAAAUAAUUGGAGUGGCUCAAGUGUUAAAUAGACUCGAUGGGAAACCUUUUGAUGAUGCUGAUCAACGACUUUUCGAGGCUUUUGUCAUCUUUUGUGGCCUUGGCAUCAACAAUACCAUUAUGUAUGAUCAAGUGAAGAAGUCAUGGGCCAAGCAGUCUGUGGCUCUUGAUGUGCUAUCUUAUCAUGCAACAUGUUCAAAAGCUGAAGUUGACAAGUUUAAGGCAGCCAACAUCCCCCUGGUGUCAGAACUUGCCAUCGACGACAUACACUUUGAUGACUUUUCUCUCGACGUUGACGCCAUGAUCACGGCUGCUCUUCGGAUGUUCAUGGAGCUGGGGAUGGUACAGAAAUUUAAGAUUGACUAUGAGACACUGUGUAGGUGGCUUCUGACAGUAAGGAAGAAUUACCGAAUGGUUCUGUACCACAACUGGAGACACGCCUUCAACGUAUGCCAGCUGAUGUUUGCGAUGUUGACUACCGCCGGGUUUCAAGAGAUUCUGACCGAGGUGGAAAUUUUAGCGGUGAUUGUGGGAUGCCUGUGUCAUGACCUCGACCACAGGGGAACCAACAAUGCCUUCCAAGCUAAGAGCGGCUCUGCCCUGGCCCAACUCUAUGGAACCUCUGCCACCUUGGAGCAUCACCAUUUCAACCAUGCAGUGAUGAUCCUUCAGAGCGAGGGUCACAACAUCUUUGCUAAUUUGUCCUCCAAGGAAUACAGUGACCUUAUGCAGCUUUUGAAGCAGUCAAUACUGGCAACAGACCUCACGCUGUACUUUGAGAGGAGAACAGAAUUCUUCGAACUUGUCAGUAAAGGAGAAUAUGAUUGGAACAUCAAAAACCAUCGUGAUAUAUUUCGAUCAAUGUUAAUGACAGCCUGUGACCUUGGAGCCGUGACCAAACCGUGGGAGAUCUCGAGACAGGUGGCUGAACUUGUAACCAGCGAGUUCUUUGAACAAGGCGAUCGGGAGAGAGCAGAACUGAAACUUACCCCUUCAGCUAUUUUUGAUCGGAACCGGAAGGAUGAGCUGCCUCGGUUGCAACUCGAGUGGAUUGAUAGCAUCUGUAUGCCUCUGUAUCAGGCACUAGUGAAGGUCAAUGUGAAACUGAAGCCAAUGCUGGAUUCCGUGGCCACCAACAGAAGUAAGUGGGAAGAGUUGCACCGGAAAAGGCUGCUCGUCUCCACGGCUGCCUCCGCCCCCUCUGCCAACGUCAUGGAGACCAGGGAUGACAGAAACUAA